AUGACCACAGUGACACGCUCCUACUGGGACACUCACUCAGAGUGUGAAACAUUCAGGUCAACACAUUUCUAUAAGAGUGUUGUGGACGAGGCCUUACAGAGUCCAAAUGGACACCUGGACUUGUUCCUCCGCUUCCUCCUGGGUCUUUCACUGGAGACCAAUCAGAAACAUUUGCAAGGCUUGUUUACACAAGUGGGAAGUUAUUCACAUACCAAUCAGGAAACAGUUGAGUACAUCAAGCAGAAGAUCAAUGAGAAUCAGUCUCCUGAGAGAAGCAUCAAUCUGUCCCACUGUCUGAAUGAACUGAAUGAUCGUUCUCUAGUGGAGGAGAUCCAACAGUACCUGAGCUCCGGACGUCUCUCCACAGACAAACUGUCUCCUGCUCAGUGGUCAGCUCUGGCCUUCAUUUUGCUAUCAUCAGAAAAAGAUAUAGACGUGUUUGACCUGAGCAAAUACUGUGCUUCAGAGGAGGGUCUUCUGGCACUGCUGCCUGUCAUCAAAGAAUCCAGCAAAGCUCUGCAAAGAGGCUGCAAACUCUCAAAGAGAAGCUGUGAGGCUCUGUCUUCAGUUCUUAGCUCCCAGUCAUCUAGUCUGAGAGAGCUGGACCUGAGUUACAACAGCCUGAAGGAUUCAGUAGUGAAGCCUCCAUCUGUUGGACUGAAUGGUCCACAAUGCAGACUGGGGACUCUCUGGUCAGGCUGAGGAUUGUUGAGAAGUUAACCCAGCAAGUUUUUAUUUACUUUUUAGAUUUGAUAUGUGGAUUGACUGAUUAAAAUUAUUUUCUAGGCUAAGUGACUGUAACCUCUCAGAGAGAAGCUGUGGAGCUCUGUCUUCAGUUCUUGGCUCCCAGUUGUCUAGUCUGAGAGAGCUGGACCUGAGUUACAACGACCUGAAGGAUUCAGGAGUGAAGCAGCUGUGUAUUGGACUGGAGACAACAAACUGCAAAAAUUGCAGUAACAGUAUUGUAGUGAAGCUAUUAACUAAGAGCUUGUUCUCAGUAUUAUAACAAUAAUAUAACUUAACUUGGAUAUUUAAAGACACUCAGACACACAGUAGCAAACUGCCCAAUGUGCUGGAGGUCACAAAUUAACUGAGCCAUCAGAACCAGAUGGCCAUCAAAAUGGACACUUUGCACACAGCUGUCUCUUGAUAUUCUGUUUGUUUAUUUUUCCACAUUUUUGAGGCUGUGUUUGUGAAAGCAUGACUACAUGGUUGGCUGGUCACAGCUAUUAUGAAUUCACGCUUGUUUUGUAAUUUUUAAAGAGUGGAAUAAUGUGACUGUCUGAAAAAGGGCUAGUUUUGAUUUAAACACUUUACACUGACAGUGCAGCUGUGUGUGUGUGUGUGUGUGUGUGUGUGUGUGUG
Molecule: messenger RNA, 1365 nt
Organism: Acanthopagrus latus (yellowfin seabream)
Lineage: Eukaryota; Metazoa; Chordata; Actinopteri; Spariformes; Sparidae
Product: NLR family CARD domain-containing protein 3-like
Exons: 4
Coding region: 1-702 (233 amino acids)
Source: RefSeq, a predicted model, not a curated record